AUGCCCAAGUACACCGAAAAAGACUUGCAAGAAGCCGUCCGUGAAGUCCACCAAGGCACUUCACAACGCUCAGCUGCUAAACGAUGGCACAUCCCACGGGCAACGCUGCAAGACCGACUCAAUGGUGGCAUUUCCCAUGCUGAGGCCCAUGAGUGUAGACAGCGUUUCUCACGGCAGCAGGAGAAGCUGUUGUCCCGCUGGAUCUUCCAGCUUGUUGCUCUUGGCGUUCCUCCGACCCAGGGUCAGUUUGAGGAAUUCGCAAGUCGCAUCUUGGUAGUUCAUGGAGACAGCCAGCCAUUGGGCAAACACUGGGUGCAAGGGUUUCUAAGACGAAACCCUGAUGUGAAAUUAGUCAAAGGGUAUCUAUUUUCUACUCAUCCGUCAGAACCUGAGGAUGCUGUCUGCAUCGCGCCAUCCCAUCAGUCCAGGCGGGCACGACUUCAGGAGCCGACAUGCACAUCAACACGCCAGAUGGAGGGGCAGCAAAUUUCCUCAGAGAAUGAUUUUCAUGAAGAAGCCGCAGCAACUUGGGACUCUUAUUCUUACAUGGAUCACGAUGCAGAAAUCUUAUUCGACAGUGAAAGUUUGGAAACUCCGGACUGGAUCGAGCCAUCCGGGCCAUACUUAGAAGAGUACAACUUUCCUCUCCAAGAAUGA
Metarhizium album ARSEF 1941 is the source of this 657-nucleotide messenger RNA. RefSeq names its product transposase. Lineage: Eukaryota; Fungi; Ascomycota; Sordariomycetes; Hypocreales; Clavicipitaceae. Bases 1 to 657 code for a protein of 218 amino acids. The record is from RefSeq and is a predicted model, not a curated record. The transcript has 2 exons. Gene Ontology annotation, molecular function: DNA binding.